Molecule: messenger RNA, 1280 nt
Organism: Eutrema salsugineum
Lineage: Eukaryota; Viridiplantae; Streptophyta; Magnoliopsida; Brassicales; Brassicaceae
Product: protein FATTY ACID EXPORT 3, chloroplastic
Exons: 6
Coding region: 112-1134 (340 amino acids)
Cellular component (GO): membrane
Source: RefSeq, a predicted model, not a curated record
AAUUCCUUGCUUGCUUCGUAGUUGAAGCAUUCGGAACAACACAGCUCCUGAAUCCCUAAAGCAAAACUCUCUCUCUCCCUCUCUUCGUCGAGUACUCAUUUGAUCAGAGCUAUGAGUAUCCCAAUGGAGCUGAUGUCAAUCAGAAACCCUAAUUCGAGCUUGCUCCACCGAGCUCAUUCUCGUCCACCGGUCACGCUCUCUGCUCCACGCUCUCUCCGUUUCCAUGCCCUUCCUAGCCGUCGCCAUUUCAGUGGUCCUACGUUUUCUCCAGCUGCCGUUUCUUGUACAGGGCUACGUUUCGGCUUUAGCUCAGAGGUCAUGCUUGAUCGUUCCGUUGUUGCUUUCGCUGCAUCCCACGAGGAAUCGGAGCAAUCAGAUGUUGAGGUGGGGAAGGAGAAGAGUGAUAUAGAUUCUGAAGAUGAUACAUCUCAGGAAGCAUGGAAACAAACUCUUGCGUCUUUCAAAGAGCAGGUUUCAAAGAUGCAGAGCGUGUCAUCGGAGGCAUACACCGUAAACUCCCAAAAAGCAAUGACAAUCUUGAAAGAUACUUCUGAACAACUUAGGAUUCAAGCGGAGAAGGCGAAAGAAGAGUUGGGUACAAAAGCAAAAGAGGUUGGCGAGGAGAGUAGAGAAUAUAUUUUGAAAGCAGCAGAAGAAUCACCUUCAGAUGUGAAAGAGAUCGUCGAAGCAUUCGCCUCCACCGAGGAUCUGAAAGACGUUUCACGAACGCAAGAUUUUCAUGUUGGAAUACCCUAUGGUCUACUCCUGCUUGUGGGUGGUUUCAUUUCCUUUAUGGUAUCGGGAAGCAUUCCAGCCAUUAGGUUUGGGGUCAUUCUUGGUGGAGCUCUUUUUGCACUGAGCCUGGCAAGUCUAAAGUCUCAGAGGAAAGGAGAAUCAUCUACUAAGUUCUUCAAAGGACAGAUGGCUAUAGUGGCAAUCAUAUUUUUGAGAGAGUUGAAGCUGCUACUAUCUCAGAGAUCUACGUUCCUGGGUUUUUUGACCACCCUUACGAGUGGUGGUGUGUUGGCAUUUUACGUGUACAAGAUGGUAGGCAAGAGAGAAAAGGGACCAAAGAUAGAAGAAGAUGGAGGAGAAGAUGAAUCAAGCGAUGGAUUUGUAAGAAGAGAAGGAUAGAAAAAUCAUGGAGGGUAACAUGAGCAUCAUAUUCUAUGUUAUUUUGAUGUCCAAACACAGGCCGUGUCUAUGUUAUGGAUUGGGAAACAUGACCAAGGACUUAAUUUUAAUAAAAUAUGUUUAAAAGCUUGUUUUUUUUCACAAAA